AUGUGCAUGCAAGCUGCUAGCCGAGAGCGCCAACAUCAAACGUGGGUGUUCGCGUGGGAUCUAAGUGCAUUAUGGGAGAUUAAUGUUCGGCAUCUGCAGUUCAGGCGUGGUUGGAGAUCUGUGGAAACGGCUCCCAUCAAAGGGCGACGCCAGUCUGUUGAUGAGGACACCGUCCAUCAAGUGGAGACUGUCAUUUUGGAAGUUAUCUGUUCCCAGGAGGAACAUCACGUUCAGGAGAGGGGAGAACCAAAGUCCAUUCGUGAGCGCCAUGGCCAGAUACAGUGUGAUGAAGGUAAGAUGGAAGCCAGUGGUGGAAACAGUGCGGUUGUGCCUUUGGAAACAGGGCUUUCGAUUUUUGCCUUGAUGCUGAUCGCAACCGCAGCGGGACUGCCCCAAGAAGUCAGCGUGGGGCCUUCAGCGCCAGCCCAAGAAACGGCGCCCAAGGCCAGCCCCGGGUCGCCGCUCCCUCUCGCGCGGCCGCAGAACCACUUCUACCCCGGUGCUGACACGCUGAACAACCCCCACAUGCCUUACCCUCUGUCCUUCCGCCUGACGAACGGUAUCGGAAAUGCCCUCCAGGCCACUGAGUUUCACCUCGGCGGUGUUCCUCUGCCCAUGAAUCAGCACCCUAUGGGCUCGUCCGCCUCUCUUGGCUCUGCUGCCCAGGCUCCGUUCGCUCCGGCAGGGCAUAUGUUUGCUCAGUCUGCCCCUGCUUCCCAUGGUCACUUAGCUAAAGCUCCAGCUGCCCCUGUCCCCCUCGCGGCAGCCGCCCCUACCCCCCUCGCGCCAGCUGCCCCUGCCCCCCUCGCCCCAGCUGCCCCUGCCCCCCUCGCCCCAGCCGCCCCUGCCCCCCUCGCCCCAGCCGCCCCUGCCCCCCUCGCGCCAGCUAGCCUAGACCUCUAUACUCCGACCCUCCAGCCAUCGCUCGCCCCCACGGCAGCCUCUCCCAUCAGCGUCCCCAAAGCGAACGCCCUCACCAAGAACGCGCCCCCGUCCUCCACAGCGCCGAUGAUGGUCCUGAACCUCCAAGAAUUUACGAACAAGCCAGGAGCGACGAGCGGCACCUCCCCUGACCUGCCUUUUAUUGUGAUCGUCCCCAAGAACUUCGCUCUGCAAAAUCCUGCACCAAAGGCAACGUCACCCGCAAUCCGCCCGCAAAGAUCCGUCCCUCACUCGUCCGCCUAUCACACUGAUGCAGGUUACGCGUCGGUACUGCAGCAGAUCCUAGCAGCUAUAAGCCAAGCGGUCCCUCACAACUCUCAAAGAAGAUACGUGUAUGCUGCGGCCUCCCAGUGA
Messenger RNA from Penaeus indicus, 1296 nucleotides. RefSeq lists its product as uncharacterized. NCBI's taxonomy places the organism in Eukaryota, Metazoa, Arthropoda, Malacostraca, Decapoda, Penaeidae. The record is from RefSeq and is a predicted model, not a curated record. The coding region runs from base 1 to 1296 and encodes 431 amino acids. The transcript is spliced from 6 exons.